UUUCUCCUUCUCCUUUCUGUUUUGGCGGGCGGGCGGGAGUCUCCCUGCCAUGACUGCGCCGAGGGAGCCUGAGAGAACAUGAGCCGCCGCGGCGAGGGCGAAUUCCUGAACUGCCGCCUUUCUCCCCGCGCCGCCGCCGAGACCAUGAGGGGGCUGGCGCUGCUCGCGUUGCCUCUCUUGCUGUGCCUGGGCGAGGUAGCAGUUGCUGCUGAUUGCGUUAAUGAAUGUGGAUCUGUAAAUGUAACCGUAUCAGAAACAGAAAUACAUAUCCAGCCACCUGACAACCAUACAAUAAGUAAUGUAACUUUCACAAAUGGAACAAGUGCUGGAGUGCAACCAUUUAAUACUACAGUAUCUGGACUUCAACCUGGCACGCAGUACAAAGUGACUUUUGAGAUUUCUGCUGCAAAAUCAUGCUGCAAAAUCAUUACAACAAAACCCAGCCCAGUUUUUGACAUCAGCCUUGAAAACCGCAGUAAUUCAACAGUAACUUUAAAGUGGAACAGUAGCGAUCCGAAUGCUUCCAAAUACACUUAUCGGAUACUAAUAGAAGGAACUGAUCCUCCCAGGAAUGAAACUUCUGACACCAACAGUGCAGUAAUUGGGGGCUUGGAACCUGGAACAUUGUAUACAUUCACAAUAUUUCCACAAGUUGAUAAUGGUACAAUUGAAGGAGAACCAAAUCAUACAACUGUUUAUACCAGGCCCAAUCCAGUUUUUGGCAUCCAGGUUGAAAACCUCAAUGACACAGGAGUAACUUUAAAGUGGAACAACCCAAAUGAUUCCAACUACACUUAUAGGAUACUAAUAGAAGGAACUGAUCCUCCCAGGAAUGAAACUUCUGACACCAACAGUGCAGCCAUUGGGGACUUGAAACCUGGAACAUUGUACACAUUCAGAAUAUACUCACAAGUCGACAAUGGUACAGUUGAAGGAGAACCAGAUACUACAAUUGUUUAUACAAAGCCCAGCCCAGUUUUUGAUAUCAUUCUUGAAAACCGCAGUAGUUCAACAAUAACUUUGAAGUGGAACAAUAGUGAUCCGAAUGCUUCUAACUACACUUAUCGGAUACUAAUAGAAGGAACUGAUCCUCCCAGGAAUGAAACUUCCAACAACACCAGUGCAGUAAUUGGGGACUUGAAACCUGGAACAUUGUAUACAUUCACAAUAUUCCCACAAGUUGAUAAUGGUACAACUGAAGGAGAACCAAAUGCUACAAGUGUUUAUACAAAGCCCAACCCAGUUUUUGACAUCAGCCUAGAAAACCGCAGUAAUUCAACAGUGACUUUAAAGUGGAACAGUAGCGAUCCGAAUGCUUCCAACUACACUUAUCGGAUACUAAUAGAAGGAACUGAACCUCCCAGGAAUGAAACUUCUGACACUAACAGUGCAGUAAUUGGGGACUUGGAACCUGGAGCAUUGUAUACAUUCACAAUAUUCCCACAAGUUGAUAAUGGUCUAAUCGAAGGAGAACCAAAUGCUACAAGUGUUUAUACAACACCCAGCCCGGUUUUUGACAUCAGCCUUGAAAACCGCAGUAAUUCAACAGUAACUUUAAAGUGGAACAGUAGCGAUCCGAAUGCUUCCAACUACACUUAUCGGAUACUAAUAGAAGGAACUGAUCCUCCCAGGAAUGAAACUUCUGACACCAACAGUGCAGUAAUUGGGGAACUGGAACCUGGAACAUUGUAUACAUUCACAAUAUUCCCACAAGUUGAUAAUGGUACAAUUGAAGGAGAACCAAAUCAUACAACUGUUUAUACUAAGCCCAGUCCUGUCUCUGGCUUCGAUGUCGUUGAUAUUGGCACAGUGAACGUAACCUUAAGAUGGGAAGACAAUGACGCUGCUUCUUCAGGGUACACUUACAUAGUAUUGUAUGUACAAAAUCAAGUGGAAAUGAAUGUGACAUCACAAUACACGAACGUUACCAUUCAAGGACUUGUACCAGGCACCCUCUAUCGCUUUACUGUAUUUCCACGAGCAGCAGACAACCUCACUACAGGGGACCCGCAAACCAUAGACAGGUACACAGCUCCCAGCUCAGUCACCAGCAUCAGAGUUACAGAUGUCAGUACAACAACGGUCAACAUAACAUGGGAGAAUCUUGAUGCAGCUUCUCCAGAGUACACCUACAGGAUACAGAUUGGUGGUGAAGCUAUUGUGGACAAGAUAUUCCCAACUACAAAUGCUGAAAUUUCAGAGCUAACUCCUGGGACCGAUUAUACAUUCAGCAUUUAUUCAGUAGCAGGGUAUAAUCAAACCGAAGGGAGACCAGGCAGCAUAAGUAAAUGUACAGAUGCUGCAAGAGUGGAGGUGUUGAACUGCAUGCAAGUCGCCAAGCAGCCAAAAUUGAUUCUAAACUGGUCUAAUCCAAAGGGAAGGUUUGCUGACUUUGGAGUUGACAUCUUAAAUAGUAGUUGGGGCAGUAAAAAUAUAUCAGAAAACCAUACCACAGUAACAGAUUUGAACUACUAUACCAACUACACUGUUAGAAUUGUCACACAUUCGUGUGGGAAAGAUAGCCAUCCUCAGGAAAAAAUAUGUACCACAAGUAUUGGCGACCCUCCAUUACCACUUACAGCCCCUACCAUUGUGGGAACCAGUCACAACUCCUUGACAGUUCAGUUCAGUAGCUUUAAUGCAAGCCAUGGACCUUUAGUAGCAUAUGCAGUAAUAGUCACAUCAAAAGAUGUAGUCCCUACAGAGGCCUUGAAAUAUACCUACGACGAUUUCAUGAAUCGGGGAGCAGAUGCUUAUGUUGCAUUUGUCAAAGAUGUGCAAAAGCGUUCCUCUUCCUCCUCCAACCAUGAGCAGCAUAAUAUUGAAAUAGGAGACGGAUCCAUAACACAUGGUUAUUUCAGUGGGAAGUUAAUCCCACUUCAUUCAUACAGGGUAUGUGUUGCUGGUUUUACUCGCAUUGAGUAUUUGAAUCACACCAUCAACGUAAAUGAGAGUUAUGUCUCCCUUUCAAAAAUUUCAGAUGCUGUUGUCUUACCUCAAGAUCCAGCUGUCAUCACAGGAGCUGUUGUUGGAUGCAUUCUGGCUGCUGCCGUUAUUGCUGCAGGAGUUGGUUUUUUCAUCUUCUGGAAAAAGAGAAGGAAAGGUGGAAAAAACAACCAGGUGCCAUUUACCCAAUUAGAACCGAGAAAAUCAAAGUUAUUUAAAGUGGAAGACUUUGAGUCUCAUUUUAAGAAACAGAAAGCUGACUCAAACUGUGGAUUUGCAGAAGAGUAUGAGGAGCUCAGGCCUGUUGGUACAAAUCAGCCCAGAUUUGCAGCUGAACUACAAGAGAACAAAGCAAAAAAUAGAUAUAACAAUGUAUUGCCAUAUGAUAUUUCUCGUGUCAGACUUCAGAUCCAAAACCAUCCAACCAAUGAUUACAUUAAUGCAAACUAUAUGCCGGGUUACAAUUCCAAGAAAGAGUUCAUUGCUGCACAAGGCCCUUUGCCCAAUACGGUGCAAGACUUCUGGCGCAUGAUCUGGGAGAAGAAAAUUUAUACCGUUGUUAUGCUGACUAAAUGUAUUGAACAAGGCAGGACAAAAUGUGAGGAAUAUUGGCCAAAUAAACAAUCCAAGAGCUAUGGAGACAUAACAGUAGCCAUGACUUCAGAAAUUCCCCUUCCAGAGUGGACAAUAAGAGAUUUCUCCAUGGAAAAGAGUGAUUCAUCUGAAAGUCACCCCGUGCGACAGUUCCACUUCACAGCCUGGCCAGAUCAUGGUGUCCCGGAAACAACCAACCUCCUCAUUAACUUCAGACACUUAGUACAGGAAUACAUGAAGCAGAACCCUCCAAGUUCUCCUACCUUAGUGCACUGCAGUGCUGGUGUCGGAAGGACGGGGACGUUCAUUGCAAUUGACCAUUUGAUCCAUCAAAUGGAGAUGGAGAACACUGUUGAUGUGUACGGUGCUGUAUAUGAGCUUAGAAUGCAUCGGUCUUUAAUGGUGCAAACAGAGGACCAGUAUGUCUUCCUAAACCAGUGUGUUUUGGACAUUAUCAAAUCCCAGAAAGAUAAGAAAACAGACCUUAUCUAUCAAAACACAAAUGCCAUGGCAAUCUAUGAGAACUUCACCCCGUUGCCACAUAUUGGGAAGGCAAAUGGCUACCAUGCAUAACUGCAAGGGAAUGACAAGCCUCCUACUUCUGCCUUUUACAUAAGUGAGGAGAUAAGCACUGUUUUUGUAUGUCUUUCUAUACAGAGACUUUUUCCACUUUUUAAAAAAGAAUAACUGAAGAUGUACACAUUUUUAAAAAAUGCCAAUGGGAACUAUAGUUUCUACAAUAGUGUUAAAGGGAAAAUACACUGUAUUUUACAGAAGAAUUUGAAGAAGGUGAAGAAGCAUCACAUGAUUGGUGGAUUAUCAUUGAUUAAAUGAUGGGAUCCCUUUUUGAACUUCAGAAAUAAUAAAUGACGCAGAUACUUAAAAUCAGGUGUGAGGGUCACUGUUCCGGAGAUGUCUAUAUGUACAUUUGGCUUCUCGCCAAAAGAAACUUACGUUAUCAGUGACUGCUCAAGUUCUUAUUGUUUUAUUUAAAACGGGAACACAAAAAUUAGCAAAUGGGAUAUUUUAUUAUGUACUUGUGCCUUUUUCUAGCUGUUUUGCUAUAGACAAAAUGAUCAGAGUCCUAUAUUUUUGUAUUGAAAUUCUCGGUUGAAAUAUAACAUUUAAAUAAGAUUAAUAUCAAUUCUCUUUUGAAAUAGCUUUGUUGAUUCUUCCUUCGUGGAGGUGGCAACCCUUUCUUUGUAUUUUACUGCAAGUCUACAAAGACUUUUCCGUAGUGGUAAUUCACUUGAUGGUGUGAGGACUGGAGCAAUCGUGUGACACCUUGGCUGUAUAAAACUGUAUUAAACUGUG
Molecule: messenger RNA, 4854 nt
Organism: Lacerta agilis (Sand lizard)
Lineage: Eukaryota; Metazoa; Chordata; Lepidosauria; Squamata; Lacertidae
Gene: PTPRJ
Product: protein tyrosine phosphatase receptor type J
Exons: 25
Coding region: 79-4113 (1344 amino acids)
Biological process (GO): protein dephosphorylation
Molecular function (GO): protein binding; protein tyrosine phosphatase activity
Source: RefSeq, a predicted model, not a curated record